AUGAAUCAAAAAGCGCACAACCCGGGAUCUCCAGGCCCCGAAGAAAAAGACCUAGACGCCGAGAUCCACACCAUUCGCGCAGAGAUCUCAACCCUCGCCCACCGCAAAAGAAUCCUAACAACAAGCCUCCUCACCACCCCAACAAUAAAAUCCCUCCUCCGCAACGCCAACACCAACACCAAUGCCAAAACCCCCACCACCCUAAAAGAAGACCUCUCCCCACUAGCAACAGCAGCCGGCGCCCACUCAUCCACCAAUCACCACCGCAUCGCCUUCGGCGCAACGGCCUUCCCGUUCAAAGAUCCCGCGCCGAAUAGCCCCGCGCCGAAUCUGUUGGGUGUACGGAUAGAUAUUUGUGCGCGCGGCCGGUUCGUGAAACCUUACUAUGUACUCUUGAGACAAGAGGGGAAGGGCAAACAGAAAGAGAUGAAGAUGUGUGUUCAUCGGCAUACGAUUCCAGCGUUUAUUGCUGUUGAUAGAUUGGCGGGGGUUUAUUUGGCUUCGUCUUCGCGGCGGAGGGUGGAGGAUGAGGAGGGGGAGGAGGAGGGUGAGGGUGGUGUUUUGAAGAGUUCGCGCGGUGCGAGAAGGCAGGAUUUGCGUGGGCGGGUGGGGUUUUUGAGGGAGAAGUUGGGGCUGGAUCGUGAUGUUGAUGCUGGGAAUGAGGAGGGGGAGGAGGGGAGGAGAAGCAGUGGGGUGAGGGGGGGUGCUUCUCGGAAUGAUUUGGGGAUUGUUGGGUUGGAGGCUACGGCUGUCGAGGCGCGGUAUGUGCGGAUGGAGUGGGAGGAUGGUCGACUUGGACGGUUCAAGUUGUCUAAUGCUGGGCUUGUGGAGCGGGCUGUUUUUAUGAAUGAUCGUGGUCGGGAUAAGGUGGUUGAGGAUGCUGUUACUGGUGGUGGGGGGAGGAUUGAGUCGCUUUUUGAGCGGUUGAAGGAGCUUGAGGCUUUGGAGGCGCGUUCAUGA
Penicillium manginii is the source of this 960-nucleotide messenger RNA. RefSeq lists its product as uncharacterized. NCBI's taxonomy places the organism in Eukaryota, Fungi, Ascomycota, Eurotiomycetes, Eurotiales, Aspergillaceae. The record is from RefSeq and is a predicted model, not a curated record. The transcript has 3 exons. The coding region runs from base 1 to 960 and encodes 319 amino acids. Gene Ontology annotation, cellular component: Mis6-Sim4 complex; kinetochore.